Helobdella robusta is the source of this 381-nucleotide messenger RNA. RefSeq lists its product as hypothetical. The coding region runs from base 1 to 381 and encodes 126 amino acids. Lineage: Eukaryota; Metazoa; Annelida; Clitellata; Rhynchobdellida; Glossiphoniidae. The transcript is spliced from 4 exons. The record is from RefSeq and is a predicted model, not a curated record.
AUGGGCCGUUGGGGGUCGUUCCACAGUAAAUUGCGAUGGGGCUUCAAAGCACUUUUUGUCCCGUCCACAAUCUCCGAGGAAGGUGUUGCAAGAGUCAGUUCCACGAGCACAAAUUCGUUUGAUGGUGGUGUCGCAAGAAUCAACUUGUUGAACAAAUUGAAAGAUGGGGGUCUUGCGAGACAGUCCAUUGAACUCAACUUUUGUUUGGGUGACACUCUGCCAUUCGUAGGUGCGCUCAGAGGGUGUGGCUCUGUGAAUGUAGUGCUGUGCGAGAAGAGUCGUAGCAGACGAUUUCCAAUUGAACGCAGUAGCGUGGUCGAUAAACAUUUCUUGUAUGGAAAGAGCGAAUGCACGUCGCAUCAUGUUGAUUUCAUCAAAUAA